Molecule: messenger RNA, 315 nt
Organism: Schistosoma turkestanicum
Lineage: Eukaryota; Metazoa; Platyhelminthes; Trematoda; Strigeidida; Schistosomatidae
Source: the annotation of a GenBank genome assembly
AUGACAGUCCCAGAACCAAGUAGUUCCAGGAAACACGAGCGAAAGAAAACAAAUUUCAAAGGUAUAAAACAGGUCUUAAAUGCGGAAUCUCAAAUAAGCUACUCGCCGGAUGCCGUUCUUUAUCAUCAUCUGAGUGCACCUCCACGAAUUUGUCCACCUAUGAAAGUUUCCGAUUUAAGUGGGAUACCAACUACAUAUACAGACCCAUCGACCAAACUAAAUUAUGCAACUUCUUCUGAGUUCCGAAGAAUACGCUAUUUACCUCAAUAUGUUGUUAACGGGUACUUGGCUUUGAGAGGAGUAUCCAAUAUUUAA